Fomitopsis serialis is the source of this 759-nucleotide messenger RNA. RefSeq lists its product as uncharacterized. The record is from RefSeq and is a predicted model, not a curated record. Bases 177 to 614 code for a protein of 145 amino acids. NCBI's taxonomy places the organism in Eukaryota, Fungi, Basidiomycota, Agaricomycetes, Polyporales, Fomitopsidaceae. Gene Ontology annotation, molecular function: protein binding. The transcript is spliced from 2 exons.
CCUCCUUACGACCUCGUCUUUAGAACCUCGCAGACGUAUGGCACCCGUGAAUUUCCUGCGAAAAAGGGCGUCGUUGAAUAGGCACGUGCCAGUGGCCUGCAUCGCCCCCGGGCAAACAAACUCGGGAGUCGUGCCCCAAAGGACCACAUAUCCUUCCUUCGCACCCUCAUACGACUAUGCCUCGCGUGCUGCCUCCAGAGCUCACCGAUCAUAUCAUCGGCUUCGCAUGGGAGGACCCACCGACUCUGCGGAGCUGUGCGCUGACGUGCUGGGCGUGGCGAGCUGCGAGUGAGCUCCAGCUGCAGGCCUUCCACGAAUUACGACUCCACAACGUCGCUGAUCUGGCGCUGGUCUCGAAACGCGUCGCUCGGCCUGAAAGCAGACGGUUCCUCCGCGCUAUCGAGCAUAUCACCAUCCGAGAAUGCCCGGAGAGGCCAUACGUGCACACAGUGCCGCUGUGCAUCCCUGGGCUAUUCGUCCCGCAUCUUCAAUCGAUAGCGUUCUACAACAUUGGUCUACAGAAACCCGACGUCACAGUCAAUUGGCAUCACAGCUUCUUCACUCACCUCUCGUCGUACAAGUCGGUGACGCGCUUGAAUCUUGAAUGUUGGUGAUAGUCACUUUCGUGACUUUCGUGACUUGCGCCGGAUCGUCGACGCGCUUCCAGCACUAAAGCAUGUCGUAUUCUCAAAACUGCGCUUCCUAGGCCCAUUUCCUGGCGUACGGCCGAGUCUGAUCCAGGAACCUGGACGUCCUCGA